UACCUAUACCUAUAUAUAUAUACACAUAUAUACAUAUAUAUAUAGAUCAGUUUGUGUACUUGGACGUAUACGUGUACUACUGAGAGGAACCAAGUGAAGCCGGGCUAGCGCGUAACGGCUAAUCCGCGGGACUAGAGCACGAUAUACUUCAAGCGCACAUAUAAUACAUAUAUAUACAUAUGUAUAAAUAUAUGUAUGUGCAUAUAUAUGUAUAAUAUGGACAUUAAGUACUGAGUACAGAGGGGAGAGACGGGGAGAGACGGCAAAAAAAAAACCAACACAUUAUUUAUAUAAAUAAAUAGAUAUAUAUUAGAUAGUUAAGGGAAUAUAAAAAAUAUAUACUGCAAAAGUAUUGUAUGUAGAUAGAUAUUUAUUAGUGGGUAAAGAGAAAAGGAGAGAGAGAGAGAGAGGAUGACUAGUGUUGAUUUGGAGUAAGUGGCUGGCUCUAGUAGUUGGACUGCAAGUUAACUAAAGUGUGUGUGUUCUCGUCGAGCAUAUUCGUGUGGUAGUCGUAGUCAUAGUCGUCGACGUCGUUAUCGUCGUGAUCGUUUACGUUGUCAAGUUUUGUCAGUCAGUAGUGCGAUUUCUUCGUGCGCGCAUCAUCAGUGCAACAGCGCGGGAGACACUAGAUUCAUUUUUUUUAUUAGAAUUAAUUUUUUUAGUUGGGAUUUUUUUUUUAACGGAGUAGAAUUCACUUUUGUUGACGACUUUUUUUGAGAUAAAUUUAUUUUUUAAAUUUAAUUGAAUAGCGAAACAACAACAAGAGUAACAGCAACAAGACGAGAUGGCGGAUGAAAAUGACACGUGCGAGGACUCAAUGGGUCCUGGGGAUGCAACAACAGCUUUUGCGAAACGGCUGAGGGGUCGCAAGGGUGCGCUGAAGAAAAAAAAUGUUUACAUGAUAAAGGAUCACAGUUUCAUGCCCCGGUUUUUUAAACAACCGACUUUUUGCAGUCAUUGUAAAGAUUUUAUAUGGGGCUUCGGAAAACAGGGAUACCAGUGCCAAGUUUGUAGUUUUGUAGUUCAUAAACGGUGCCAUGAAUAUGUUUCAUUUACGUGUCCUGGUGCUGACAAAGGAGCUGACUCCGAUGAUACACGGACGAAGCAUCACUUCAAGCAACACACCUACAACAGCCCCACCUUCUGUGACCACUGCGGUAGUCUACUCUAUGGUGUCAUCCACCAGGGCAUGAAAUGCCAAGCAUGUGACAUGAACGUCCAUAAAAGAUGUGAAGAGAGUGUACCAAAUCUUUGCGGGUGCGAUCACACAGAAAGACGUGGGCGCAUUGCAUUACAUAUCACUUGUAUUGCAAACAAACUCACUAUUGAAGUUCAGCGAGGAAGAAAUCUCAUUCCAAUGGAUCCCAACGGAUUAUCAGAUCCUUAUGUAAAGCUUAAAUUAAUUCCAGACACGGAUGGAGUCAAAAAAAAAACAAAGACAAUCAAAUCAUCUUUAAACCCCGAGUGGAAUGAGACAAUCACUUUCGAACUUAAAGCCGAGGAUAAGGAUAGAAGGCUUUUAAUAGAAGUUUGGGAUUGGGACAGAACAUCGAGGAAUGAUUUUAUGGGUUCAUUGUCCUUCGGUAUUUCGGAAUUAAUAAAAGCUCCAGCCAAUGGAUGGUAUAAGCUUCUUACGCAAGAAGAGGGUGAAUUUUACAAUGUCCCGGUCCCUGAGGAAGGGGUAGAUUUGGCUGAGCUUAAAUUAAAAAUGAGGAAAACUUCAGUGACGAAGAAAACGCCAACCCCUCAGGAUAAAGAUAUACCUCACAAUAUGGGUAAAAGUGAUUUAAUAAGAGCGUCUGAUUUCAAUUUUCUUAUGGUACUUGGAAAAGGAAGUUUCGGCAAAGUUUUGCUCGCGGAACGUAAAGGUACGGACGAGUUGUACGCGAUUAAAAUAUUAAAGAAAGAUAUUAUAAUUCAAGACGACGAUGUCGAGUGUACGAUGGUGGAGAAACGUGUUCUUGCACUGUCUCACAAGCCACCAUUUCUGGUACAACUUCAUUCCUGUUUUCAAACUAUGGACCGGUUAUAUUUUGUUAUGGAAUAUGUAAACGGCGGUGAUCUUAUGUUUCAAAUUCAACAGUGUGGAAAAUUCAAAGAACCUGUAGCAGUAUUUUACGCAUCUGAAAUAGCGAUUGGACUAUUCUUCCUUCAUUCCCGUGGAAUAGUUUACCGCGAUCUAAAAUUAGACAAUGUCCUGCUGGAUCAGGAUGGUCAUAUUAAAAUAGCUGAUUUUGGAAUGUGCAAAGAGGGAAUUACCGGUGAUAGAACGACUAAAACAUUUUGUGGUACACCUGAUUACAUUGCACCUGAGAUAAUUCUUUACCAACCAUAUGGGAAAUCUGUUGACUGGUGGGCGUACGGUGUAUUGUUGUACGAAAUGUUGGUAGGGCAGCCUCCAUUCGAUGGUGAAGAUGAAGAAGAAUUAUUUGCGGCCAUUACUGACCACAGUGUUAAUUAUCCUAAGAGUUUAUCUAAAGAAUCAAAAGAAGCUUGCAAAGGCUUUUUAACAAAAAAUCCAAGCAAAAGAUUAGGAUGUGGACUUCGUGGUGAAGAUGACGUACGAGGUCAUGCAUUUUUCCGUCGAAUUGAUUGGGAGAGAAUCGAAAAUCGUGAAGUUCAGCCUCCAUUUAAACCGAAAAUCAAACACAGGAAAGACGUCAGCAAUUUCGACAAACAAUUUACGUCCGAAAAAACAGAUCUCACACCAACAGACAAACUUUUCAUGAUGAAUUUGGAUCAAACAGAAUUUAUGGGCUUUUCGUAUUUAAAUCCCGAGUAUAUUCAACAUAUAUAAAUAUAUUAAUAUUUAACUGAAUUUAAAAAAAAGCUGAACAAUCACCAUUAUGGUUAUUAUUACUAAUUAAUAAUUAAUGAUUAAUGAUAAUUAAAAAUAUUUAAAAUAAUAGUAUUAAUAAUUAUAAUCUGUAAGUCAUAUAGGUGACUAUCAUCGCGUCGUUAACCCCAAAUUAUAUUUCUCAAUAUAUAUAUAAAUAUUUUAUUAUCUAAUCAAACAUUUUGUCAUUUGCAACAUUUUAUUUUCGCUCUUAAUCUUUCGCUCACACGGAAAAAAAGCUGCUGUCUAUCAGCGAUUCAAAAUUCAAAUAAAUAAACCCGCGGUUAUU
Messenger RNA from Microplitis mediator, 3125 nucleotides. It is a transcript of the gene Pkc53E, whose product is annotated as protein kinase C, brain isozyme. The record is from RefSeq and is a predicted model, not a curated record. Gene Ontology annotation, biological process: protein phosphorylation. Lineage: Eukaryota; Metazoa; Arthropoda; Insecta; Hymenoptera; Braconidae. The coding region runs from base 785 to 2797 and encodes 670 amino acids. The transcript has 13 exons. Gene Ontology annotation, molecular function: diacylglycerol-dependent serine/threonine kinase activity; ATP binding; zinc ion binding.